Molecule: messenger RNA, 410 nt
Organism: Nematolebias whitei (Rio pearlfish)
Lineage: Eukaryota; Metazoa; Chordata; Actinopteri; Cyprinodontiformes; Rivulidae
Gene: uts2d
Product: urotensin 2 domain containing
Exons: 5
Coding region: 43-399 (118 amino acids)
Biological process (GO): blood vessel diameter maintenance; regulation of blood pressure
Cellular component (GO): extracellular region
Molecular function (GO): hormone activity
Source: RefSeq, a predicted model, not a curated record
UGAGUUGUUUGAAGAAGGUUCACAGCUCCACUUUCAUUCACCAUGGACAGGGUCACAGUUGUGAACUGCUGCGUAGCACUCCUCGGUUUGUUAAUGCUGCAGGGAGUUACCAGUGUGGAGGGGAGGAGCAUAUUUACCUCUGGAAACCAUGUUUUUAAUUCCAAAGAAGACACAGACACUCAAAGCAAGAUUCUCGAUCUUUUACUGCACAAAAACUCAGAUCCCGUUGAAAACAACGACGUACUGGGUACGAAACUGGCCAACACAUUAGCUGAGCUUGAAGAGCUAAAAGAACUGAGGGAAGCUCUGGAGUUGGAGAAGAUUGCUGCAAAUUUGGCAGAAGACAAAUCCAUAACACGGAAGAGAGGUGAACCUUGCUUCUGGAAGUAUUGUGUUUGACAUGGACAACA